This is a messenger RNA of Podarcis muralis (Common wall lizard), 2037 nucleotides long. The record is from RefSeq and is a predicted model, not a curated record. Lineage: Eukaryota; Metazoa; Chordata; Lepidosauria; Squamata; Lacertidae.
UCCGUGCCGUCAUAAGGGCGCGCGGCCGAGGAGCGUAACUGCCGCGCAGCGGAGGAGACGCCGCCAGAGAGGUGAGGCGAGGAGGGAAGGGGAGAUUGACAGUUGCUCUUCCCCGGCCCCGCAAGACCCUCUCGCGGACGCAGGAGACGACUGCCGUUAGCGCUGAGAGCAGCAGCACGAGGAGGAGGAGGAGGAGGAGCAGGGUUAGAAGCUCAGGAGCACAGCCAUCAUCAUGAGCCAGUUCAACUUUGGCACACCUGGCACUCCCGGGGGAGGCUUCAGCUUCGGGACUCCGAAAACCGCAGCCAGCGCAGCCCCCGCGGGGUUCUCCUUCUCUUCAGCCACCACAGGAGGAGGCUUCAGUUUUGGGACAGCUGCUCAAAACCCAGCAAGCACCCAGCCUGCAGGCCUGUUCUCUUUCGCUCCCCCAGCGACAUCGGCACAGACCUCUGGAUUCAGCUUCGGCACACCUGCCACGUCGGCACCGGCUGCUGCUGGAAAUGUGUUCACACUGGGGGGAAAUGCUCCCAAGCUGAACUUGAGCAGCACCAACACAACACAAUCGGCUGGCAUUACGGGGGCGCUUGGGCUCGGCAGUGGCGGACUGGGCACAUCCACACCCAGUAGCGCCCCUGCCAGCCAGCCAGUGGCUCCUUCCGGCUUUGUGUUCGGCUCCAACACCGCUACCCAGCCUGCCACAACCGGAGGCUUCAGCUUUGGAGGCAUGGGAGCAACGCAGGCUGCGGCCCCCAGCUUCAGCCUUGGCUCCAUAGCGAAUACGACGCAGCAAGCAGCACCCGCCUCCACUGGCUUGGCGUUUGGAGUUCCUGCAUCCGCGGCCGGCCCUACUACAACCACAGUAUCCACAGCGCAGCCAGCUGUGGCGUUUGGCCUUGGGGCGCAGACAACAGCUCCAGUUUCAGGCUUUGGGCUGCUGACGUCAACACCUGCCACCUCUGCCUCCACAGGAGCACUCGGUCAGGGGCCAGCCUUGUCCUUUGGAGCGAAACUUGGAGCAGGUACAGCGGCAACUUCCACGGCGCCUUCUACCACAGCUGUGAACUCCAUCCUCGGGAUGUCCGGACCGACGUUGUUUGCGUCCAUUGCAAACUCUUCCGCGCCAGCCUCGUCUGCUACUGGCCUCUCACUUGGUGUCACCUCGACGGGGACGGCACCUGCUGGGACUUUAGGGUUUGGCGCAAAAGCCCCUGGGACGACAGCAACAGCACCCACGGCCACGGCGACUGCAGUGGGAGGAGCCCCCGCAGCAACCAGUAUCGCCUCCACCCCAAGUACAGGAUUCAUGCUGAACCUGAAGCCUCUGUCCACUACUGCUACGGUGGCCUCCACGUCCACUGCGGCCACCACAACAGUCACGGCUCCCCCGUCGAUGACCUACGCCCAGCUGGAGAGCCUGGUUAACAAGUGGAGCUUGGAGCUGGAGGACCAGGAGAAGCACUUCCUCCAGCAGGCCACCCAAGUCAACGCCUGGGACAGGAAACUGAUCGAAAACGGGGAGAAGAUCACGUCUCUGCACCGAGAAGUGGAAAAAGUGAAACUGGAUCAGAAAAGGUUGGACCAAGAACUAGAUUUCAUUUUGUCCCAGCAAAAGGAGCUGGAGGACUUGCUGGUGCCCCUGGAAGAGUCCGUAAAGGAACAGAGUGGGACCGUCUACUUACAACAUGCAGAUGAGGAACGGGAGAAGACGUACAAACUGGCAGAGAACAUUGAUGCCCAGCUGAAGCGCAUGGCCCAAGAUCUGAAAGAUAUUAUUGAGCACCUGAACACUUCUGGAGGCCCUGCUGACACCAGUGACCCGCUUCAGCAGAUCUGCAAGAUUCUGAAUGCGCACAUGGACUCCCUCCAGUGGAUUGAUCAGAAUUCAGCCCUGCUGCAAAGGAAAGUAGAGGAAGUGACCAAGGUUUGCGAAAGCCGCCGCAAGGAACAGGAGCGCAGCUUCCGGAUUACGUUUGACUGACUGCCUCACCGCCGGGGGGGGCAGGGGGAAUACACGCAUGAUGCCCAAAUGUUUUGUUA